UUUCUUUCAUUCUGAAAUAUUUCUAUAGUUUCAGAGUAGACAAACCCCCUAAACAUGACGUUCUGGCAGGAAAACUACGCCUUUAUAAAGGAUGUUUAUGAUUCAAGAAGUCAGAAGAUGGUUGAAGUUAUGGAUAAAACUGAGAAAUCAAUUGGAGAGGUGAUGGCGGAUAAAAUCUACACCUCCAACGAAUUUGCAAAAGUCAAGGAUGUGUUCACGGGCCUGGCUAAGAACCUUGAGCAGAGUGAGGUGAAAGACUGGUUGGAGAGCACCAAGGAGACCCUCAUGGGAGACAAAGAUCAGAAAGCUAAAGGAGAUGAGGAUAAGAAGCUCACAGAACUUCUAGAAAGGUAUGGAAGACUGAUUCCUAAAGUUAGUGAGACCAAGUUGGUUGUGGAUUCUCUCUGGAAAGCCUAUCAGUUUACGGAUGAGUUAUCCCCUCAUAUGGAUUGGCUGGUUGAAAAAAAAGUCCUUGCAACCAGGGAUAUAAACAGUAACAGUGCUGGAGAAACUGAAGAUCUGAUAGAAAGACAAGAAAAGGUUUUGGAUCAACUUGAUAAAAAGAGAAAGGUUAUCAAUGAUCUGAUAACUAAAGGAACCAAACUAAAGGAUGACCCAAAGAGCCCGGCAUUUCUAGCAAGAGAAGUGGGAAACAUGAAGACUAUUUGGGAUGAAACUAACAAUUUAGCUCUAGACAGGCUUAACAGACUUAGAGAUAAUGUGAGUGCCUGGGAGAGGUAUGAGAACCAGAGGAAUGAUCUCUGCCAGAAACUAGAUGCAGCUGAAGCAGAGCUAAAGGAUAUCAAGAAGGUUUACGAUAUGUCAUCUGCUCCAGGUCUCCUACAGGCUAGGAUAAAAUCCGCAGCAACUAUUAGGAAGAAUAUUGAAGAUGUAUUCAAGAAUGUGAGUUCUGCUAAUGAGAUUGUUCAGACUUUACUAACAGAAGAGAUGAAAGCAGAACUUAUGGACCAGGUGAACGAGCUGAAGGGUCGGAUGGAGGUAAAUAAUCAGAUUGACGAGAAGAUUAAGAGCAUGGAAUUGUUCAACACUAACCUUAAAGCUUAUGAUGAAACACUCCAGGGUAUGGAAGGAUGGUUAGGAGAGGGGAGGAAGAGAAUGAAUGAACUACUGAACCCAACCCAACCUGUGGAGCCGGAGGAAGGAGUACUAAACACAAUGGAACUAGGAGAAGAUAUCAGGAAACAAAUUGAAAUCCAUACUAAACAGCAAACAAAAUGGGAUGAAGAACUUGCUCCAACACAACCAGGAGAAGAUACAGCAGAUUCACAAGCUAUUGUUGGAAGAAUGAAUGCCGUAAGCGAGGCCCAGAGCACAUUAAACACCGAGGCUGAAAGCGAGGCUGCAAAGUUUGGCGAGGAUGUAAAAUAUUUGGCGGAUUUCACAAACAGUACCAAGAAGUUUGAACCCUGGAUUAAGAAAGCUGAGGAAAAGGUAAAAACAGGAUUAGGUAAGCCAAGCAACCUAGAGGAUGCUCUAACCCUGAUAGAAGAAUGUAAAAACUUCCAGCAAGAAUGCGUAUCAAUGAAGAAGAUAAUUGACGAUGGAAUUGCGUCAGCGCGUAAAAUGGCGCGACACGACGAAGCAGAUAAACAAAACGCAGGAUUUGAGAAGAGAUGGUCUGAUGUAAACAAGAUGUCUGGGGAGUGGAUACUGAGAAUGGAAGGUCUAAUCACUAUGUGGAAACAACAAGCAGAGACGGCUGAGAAGGUGAAUGCUGCGAUCUCAGCUCCAUCUAACAGUGACAUGAAACUAGAAGAUCUUGAAACUCAUCUCAACGCUCUCAAGAAAAUGUUUAUUGAGAAACAGAGAAUGAUUGAUCAAAUGAAUAUUGUUGCUUAACUUUAUCUAACAUUAUAAAAUUGCCAUAUCAAGACUAAUUCUGCUGGUAAAUCGAUUUAAAAAGAGUUCAACCAUAGAGCAGCUAGAAGCAAGCUUAUUGUUAUCAUUUUAAAUUCUUUCCCGUUAGUUUUGAAUCUAUAAGGCCUGAUAUAUACUGGAGACAA
Eurytemora carolleeae is the source of this 2024-nucleotide messenger RNA. Its product is annotated as golgin IMH1. Gene Ontology annotation, molecular function: actin filament binding. Lineage: Eukaryota; Metazoa; Arthropoda; Copepoda; Calanoida; Temoridae. The transcript is spliced from 21 exons. Gene Ontology annotation, biological process: nuclear migration. Gene Ontology annotation, cellular component: meiotic nuclear membrane microtubule tethering complex; nuclear outer membrane; cytoplasm. Bases 55 to 1860 code for a protein of 601 amino acids. The record is from RefSeq and is a predicted model, not a curated record.